AGAGAGGCUCUGGGCAGCAGCCACUGCUGACAUCUCAACACCUUCACCUCGCAAUGUCUGCCGCAGCCAAGGACCCACUGAAACCAUCCAGCGCCAAACAAGAAAGGAAGCUCAGAAAGCCGCUCAUAGAGCGUAAGAGAAGAGAGAGGAUCAAUUCUUGCCUGGAACAACUGAAGGAAACUGUCAUCAGGGCUUUCCAUCUUGAUCAGUCCAAGUUGGAGAAAGCAGACAUCCUGGAGAUGACAGUGAGACAUCUGGAAAACAUUCAGAGAAACAGAGGUUCAGGUGAAGGCUCUCAAUGUGUGGAAUCCCAGCAGAGAUUCAGCACAGGAUACAUCCAAUGUAUGCAUGAACUCCACAACCUGCUUCUUAACUGUGACUGGAUGGACCAAGCUCUUGGUGCGCGUCUCCUCAACCACCUGCUGAAAUCCCUUCCUAGGGUCAAGGAUGCCAGCCCUGAGCUGCCCAUAAGCUGUGAGGAGAGUGCUGGGAGGACCAUGUCACCAGCUCUGAAACCUGAUCCUGACCCAGAGCCGCAGAAUAUUCUGCAAAAACACUGCCCCCUUGUGGGCUCUCUUCAGAUGUGGAGGCCCUGGUAAUUAUACAACCAUAGUGACUCUUAGUGCAGACUGGGUAACCCAUAGGCAUACUCACUCUGCUCACCUCUGUCUCCUUAACAUAUAUUCACUGUCACUAUAUAUGUCCCUCGUCUCUUACAGUUACACCGGGUGUAGGAGCAGAGAGUGAUGCUGCUGUCGGUCCUAGCGUUUCUUUUGUACCAAUAUGUAUCUUAUAGAUAUGCUUUGUUUAACACAUUGGGGUGCACACCCCUUUAGGUGUACUAAAGACCCAGUGCUCCUGGCUGGAGCCCCAUGUUUGUAGCCUGCAUUGUAGAAGGCUUCUUCUCCCCAUAUUUA
Messenger RNA from Nanorana parkeri, 917 nucleotides. RefSeq names its product transcription cofactor HES-6-like. The coding region runs from base 54 to 599 and encodes 181 amino acids. Gene Ontology annotation, molecular function: protein dimerization activity; DNA-binding transcription factor activity, RNA polymerase II-specific; RNA polymerase II cis-regulatory region sequence-specific DNA binding. The transcript has 4 exons. Gene Ontology annotation, cellular component: nucleus. NCBI's taxonomy places the organism in Eukaryota, Metazoa, Chordata, Amphibia, Anura, Dicroglossidae. Gene Ontology annotation, biological process: regulation of neurogenesis; anterior/posterior pattern specification; regulation of transcription by RNA polymerase II. The record is from RefSeq and is a predicted model, not a curated record.